AUGUUAAAGGUUAAAGAUUACAAGCAUUUAAGGCUAGAAGAUUUAACAUCUAAACCAGAGUCAAGUGACGAUGAUGAUCAUUCUGAUGGAGGUUAUUCGGAUUAUAUUAACGAUGGACUAUCUGAUGAAGGCUGGUCCGAGGAUGGCGCUAAUAAAAGUCUACGUUGGCCUUGUCCUCUGUGCACCAAAGUGUUUACUUCUCGCGCUGGAGUCGCUCGACAUCGAAGUAUUGCCCACGGUCCUAAUCGUGGUCGACCCAGAGGUCGUUGGGCUAAUCCGUACAUGGCGAGUGUUCGGCGUAGAGCUAAACUGAAAGAAGCUAUUGCUGAGGCUACAGAUGAAGAUUUGAUUGAAUUUGUUGCACCAAAAUUGUGUAAACUGAUUAGUCCAUGGGAUCAUUUGCUUUUACGUUCUGAACACGGUAAUCCACCUCUGCCUCAAGUUCCUCGUGUUGUUUUGGAUUUUUUGAGUUUAGUGGAGCGUGCUCGAUCAUUUCUUGGUGAUCAGUUAGAGGCACAACCAAAACGUCUUAAAAAUGCGAAAAAGACAUCUGAAGGGAAUUCAGAAAAUCAAAAAGGUGAAACAAAUGAAGCGGGUGAAUCCGAUGCAGAUGGUGGUGAGGAAUCACAAAAUAAGUCAAAAUCUCAAGAAAAUGGUGUUGGUGAGGAAGGAGGACAAGAUGGCGAGGAAGAGGAGGAGGAGGAAGAGGACGAAGACGACGAAAAUGAUGAUGCCAUCAUAGUUAAGGUAGAUACAGAUGAACAGUCAGCAGCUUUAGGUUUACCGCGUGGCAAAUACAUUGUUAAAGAACCUUUAUGUGAAGAAUACCUACCUAGACGUUUUCGAUCAGUGUUGGCGGCACAACGAGCUAAAGCAGCUGCUGGAGAUGCUUCCGACUCUGAUAACGCGAGUGUAGGCCGUGCGAAACGUGCUGUGAUCGCUGUAGAAACAGCUGAAGACGAUGAAGUGGAUGCGACGCUACGCAGUGAAAUUGCUUCAACUGAAGGCUCAGGCCAACAACACUUUAGAGAGACUGGCGGCAAUACAACAAAUCAAGCUACAGAUAAUCAAUCACAAAAUAUUAUUUCAUUGGGUGAAGAAUUGCUUCUUCUUCCUGAAGGAGGUUUAGGCGGUCCUGUUCCAGAUGAAUGGCUUACCAGUGGUGCUUUUCUUACAGUAUUAACUGAAAAUGGUCAAACUAGUGAUUUAGUUAUGGAAGCUGCCACGGGUCGUCUAUUCCACCGUCCAACUGGUCAUCUAGUCAGUCUAGCUGAUUCUCAGCAAACAAAUCAAUCCGGUGAAGUUGGUGAAUUCCAAGAUGAGAGUUAUGCUGCAUAUUCACAAAAUGGUGAUGAACAAACAGUUUCAACAUCGAAACAAUCUAUUCCUGAGAAACGUAAAGGUGCCGGUGGUGGUGGUGGUGCUAGCACAUCGACAAAGUCGAAACCUACAUCCAAGCCAAAAACUAAAGCAGAGCCUGAUGCAGGCAAUAAUAAUGAUGUUUUAUCACAACAAGAACAAAUACUUGCACAACUUGCUGAGAAUGGAGAUGUUGUCGAUUUGAAUACACUUUUCCCUGGAGUAUCUGUUACUGAAGUGUCACCUGGUGUUUGUCUGGUCACUAAACCAAAUGGAGAUCGUUUCAAUGUAAGUCAUUCAGAUGACAAAAGUUUUUUUCGAGUUUUCUGAUUACAUGUUCAGUUUAUCAGUUAUUGUUACCGACAUACUUUUAUUGAACAUGAUUUUUUAGUUAUGUUGGUGAAAUGUUUAGGUGACAGAGCUCAAAAACUAUGUAGCGCCCAGGGAAAUCUACGACAGGAAG
This is a messenger RNA of Trichobilharzia regenti, 1822 nucleotides long. Lineage: Eukaryota; Metazoa; Platyhelminthes; Trematoda; Strigeidida; Schistosomatidae. The record is from the annotation of a GenBank genome assembly.